Messenger RNA from Rotaria sordida, 444 nucleotides. The record is from the annotation of a GenBank genome assembly. Lineage: Eukaryota; Metazoa; Rotifera; Eurotatoria; Philodinida; Philodinidae.
AUGGAUGUUCUCUAUUCAUUAUUGGAUAUUGAAAAUCAAACACUUAAUAUGAUAGUAAAAGACCAAAAGUUUACUACAAGUCUCAAUUUUGUAUUGACAAUGAUAACUAAUAAUGUAUUGUUGAUUGAUGAUUGUAAACUUGAUCGAUUCUGUAUAAAUACUUGGUCAAAAAUUGCUCUUAAUAUUAAAUCUCUUAUUGUUGAAUCGGAAUCUAUAGAACGUAUUCUUCUCGCUGCUGAUUAUCCCAAUCUAGUUGUACUUAAAUUCUUCAAUUUCAAUAACAAAACUACUUCAAAAUAUUUUACAGGACAACGUCUCGAUUUAUUAAAAAUUAUUAAAGAAAUUGAUAAAGUUGGUCAUGCUGGUGAUGAUCGACGACAUUCAGAAACCAUUCGUUCUUGUUUGAUAUUAAAUGAUUUACGUGAAAAACAUAAAACAACAUAA